Frankliniella occidentalis (western flower thrips) is the source of this 428-nucleotide messenger RNA. RefSeq lists its product as uncharacterized. NCBI's taxonomy places the organism in Eukaryota, Metazoa, Arthropoda, Insecta, Thysanoptera, Thripidae. The transcript has 2 exons. The coding region runs from base 58 to 363 and encodes 101 amino acids. The record is from RefSeq and is a predicted model, not a curated record.
UCGCUCCACCCCAGCCCUUUCGCGCCGCCCCAGCCCCAUCGCCAGGUCCUGCUGAACAUGGACGAGCUGGAGGAGCAGGAGCUGCACGCGUGGAUGCACGAAGAGCCCCUGACCGAGAUCGAGAAAGAGGCUUUGGACAUAUUUAACGCAGUUGGAGAUGGAUUGGUGACUAUAGAUGACCAUGCAGCGAUGAUGCUCAAAUGCCAUGCCACCAAGCUCCCAGUUACUCAUGUUUACUCCAUCGAUCCGAACGGGUUCCCUGUGGCCACCCGCAACCCAAAUGUUCGGCAUGGCAACUGGCUGGUCAUUGCGACCAAAGAAAACUCUCAAGAAGAAAUCGAUAGGGCAGUGCAUGACGCUUAGGAUGUCACUGGUUUUCGUAUGACACAAUAGUGAAUUCUCGUCUUGUAAGUCUACAGGGUGGGUAA